Molecule: messenger RNA, 1743 nt
Organism: Dictyostelium discoideum AX4
Lineage: Eukaryota; Evosea; Eumycetozoa; Dictyosteliales; Dictyosteliaceae
Exons: 2
Coding region: 1-1743 (580 amino acids)
Source: RefSeq, a predicted model, not a curated record
AUGGAUGGUGUUGAAAUUAUAGCAAAAUCAAUUAAAAAUAGUGCAAUUGAAAAAGUAUUUGGUAUAGUUGGUGUACCAAUUACACCAAUUGCAUAUGAAUUACAAGCACAAGGUGUUGGAUUUUUUGGAUUUCGUAAUGAACAAAGUUGUAGUUAUGCAGCAUCAAUUGUUGGAUAUUUAACAGGUUUACCAGGAUUAUGUAUGACAGUUAGUGGUCCUGGUGUAGUUCAUGCAUUGGCAGGUGUAUUAAAUGCUCAAUCAAAUGGUUGGCCAAUGAUUUUAUUAUCAUCAAGUAUUGAUCAAUCAUUAGUUGGUAAAGGUGGUUUCCAAGAAUGUAAACAAUUUGAAUCUGCUGAACUCUAUUGUAAAAAAUGUUAUUAUCUAACUGAAAUCGAUCAUUUUCCAGAAAUCUUAAAAGAUGCAAUUGAAACUUCAUUAUCAAAUAGACCUGGUCCAGUUUAUAUUCAAAUUCCAGCAGAUUUAAUUAAAUCAAAAUGUAAAGAAUCACCAAAUAUUAGAGAAGCAGCAGGAUAUGGUACAAUUGCAAUUAAAUCGGUUGUACCAGAUAUGAAAUUGAUUAAAGAUGCAGUACAAUUAUUGAGUGAAGCAAAGAGACCAUUGGUAAUUGGUGGUAAAGGUGCAGCCUAUUGUAGAAGUGAAAAUGAAUUAUUAGAAUUUAUAGAAGCCACUAAAAUACCAUUCUUACCAUCACCAAUGGGUAAAGGAUUACUUAGAGAUGAUCAUCCAUUAGUAGUUGGUGCAGCAAGAUCCUAUGCUUUGAAAAAUGCUGAUGUCGUAUUGGUAUUGGGUGCAAGAUUGAAUUGGAUGUUUAAUUUUGGAAAAGCACCAACUUUUUCAACAGAUGUAAAAUUCAUCAUUGUUGAUGUAGAUGAAAAUCAAGCUUCAAAAACUAAAAAUCCAAAUGUUGUACCUGAAAUUGCAAUUGUUGGUGAUGCACGUUUAUCAAUUGCUGAAAUGCGUAAAUUAUUUAUUGGCGAAACUGAUGAACAACCACAACCACCACAAGAUAGUUUAAUUAAAUCUAUGAAAAUGGAAGAAUCAUGGUGGUCAAAUUUAAAUCAAGAUAUUCAAGUGAAGACAAAAUCAUUGGCAACAUUAAUGAGUGAACCACAAAAUAAUGAUCAAGAAUAUUUGACUUAUCAUAAGGUUUUCAAUGCAUUAAGAGUUGGUGGAUUAUUUCAAGAGGAUACAAUCUUUGUAAAUGAAGGUGCAAACACUAUGGAUAUCGGUAGAUUGUGUAUACCACAAACACUACCAAGAAGUAGGUUAGAUGCUGGUACAUUGGCAACAAUGGGAGUUGGAGUUGGGUAUAGUGUUGCCGCUCAAAUUUGUUUCCCUGAUCGUUCAGUGGUUUGUAUUCAGGGUGAUAGUGCUUUUGGUUUCUCUGCUAUGGAAAUGGAGGUUGCAGUUCGUUAUAAAUUACCAAUUGUUUUCAUUGUCCUAAAUAAUAAUGGUGUUUAUGAAGGUUUGGAAUCAAUGUCUGAUCCAAAAUAUACAAGUUCCACUGAAUCUGCUUCACUCCAUAUUCCACCAACUUCACUUUCCGUUGAUACAAAAUAUGAAUUAAUCAUGCAAUCAUUUGGUGGAACAGGUUAUUCCAUAUCAACCAUUUCAAAUCUUUUAGACAUUUGUAAACAAAUUAAAUCAAAACAAAUUUCUUUACCAACUUUAUUAAAUAUUAAAAUUAAACCAACUGGUACAAAACCAAAAAUUGUUCACUAA